AUGUCGGUCAUUCAGGUGGAAGAUCUGGUCUCCUACCAAUUACGAACAAACUAUCUAAAUACGAUUGCGGAUGGUGUCGGCGAACGCCUGAUCACGAUAAAUGAUUCCUUCUUGAAUACAGCCGGUUUUAAAGCUGCUGGAUGGCGACCAAACCCUGCGAACAUUAAACGGACCCAUUCUCCUCCCAUCCCAACUGCGAUAGCUUCCGAAUAUUUUCAAGCACCUCCAAGGUCAGCUGGUCUGGUCUCGGGAUUUGACGAUGAGAUUGAAGAGGGUGGAAUGAUCACUGGUGGUGGAGCUGGCGAUACUGUCGGGCCAGGCAUCGCAACGAAGAGGCGGCGCCGACGAGAGCAGAUGGAAGAAGAAGACAGUAGUGAUCUAAGUGAUGACAGCGACGAAGAUACGGAUCAACGAGCUGCACAACAGAUCAAGUUUGCGAAGAUGCCUAUUCGAAAUCGGUCUGGGUCGUCACCGAUUCGCGGUUCUAACCUUCGGCAGUCAUCAACCAUCAGUUCGCCGCCACGCCCUGGUCACGGGCAGGCUAGGAGAGGAUCACAACCAAUACUGGAGGCUGUUAAAGAGCGUGCUAGGAGGGAUACUGUCACUAGCAGUGAAAUGUCGUCUGAAAACGAGUUUGAUGCGUCAGCGUUUCAGAGACAACGAGAAGCGGCAAGAAACGCUACAAGAGCAACAAAAGCCCUUCAUAGCCAAACCGCCGGGCUUGAUGUUGGUCUCAGGAGACAAAAAGGUGAUCUACUAGAAGAAGCGGAAGAGGAUUCGGAUGGCUCAGAUAUGGAUUCGGAAUUCGAGGGUAGCAUCGACUCCACCUCCAUUUUGAAUACUGUUAGUGGACCAGUCAACGGCACGCCGACAGAAGCCAUUGUUGGGACGUUGCCAAAAGAACUGACGCGCUCCCCGACAAGAAAAGCUAAGGCGCCGCCAGCACUACUUCAAGCACUUCCACCCCCGCGACCUAUUAGUAUGAUCCAACCCAAAAGUCUUCUAACCGCCGCUAUUAAAGCGAAACAAACCAAAGCUGCAACCCCAUUUGAAUCCUUUGCAUCAUUAUCAGGGCAAGGCGACCCGAAUCCUCUACAUCUCCGCAUAUGGGCUCCAUUUGCAACGUCGACGACCAAGCCAUAUGAGGUUCUUAUCCGGAGGACAGUCCACAUGAAUGAGGCAAAUGACCGGGAGGUGACUGUGGCUGACCUCAUAGGAUUAAGCCUCUGGAGAUAUGCAGAGGAGAAAUUAGAACCUCCAGUUUCUUCAGAAAAGCUUAAUGUUAAUUGGUGGACCUUACGAAUGGUUGAAGAUGAAGAGGUGGACUAUGACUUCCCUGCAUUAGACCGCACCAAAUCGCUUGUCGCGUUCACCACUGCCAACAAUCGUGCAGUAAGGGCUAGGUCAAGCUCAAAGCCUUACGAUGAAUUUGCCCUUGUGCAAGCCACAGAGAGCCAAUUUCAAGACAACCAGAACCUCACUCCCCAAUUCAAACAAGAAGCCAUUACUGCCGCUCCAAUUGAAGAUAGCCCUAUGCCUCGGAAUACUCCAAUGGCACCAUCUCCAGCCAUGAAUACAGCGCAGACUCGCCAUAAUCCUCUCUUACCGACCAUGUCUACUGCACGACCAAAUAUGGCAUUGGCGGAUGUACCCACCAUUGGCGGCGCCCCAACGCCAGUCUCUACGCGAAACGCUGUGCAAAAGCUGUUGAGGAUUCAUAUUCAUUCCGCCGAUGCAGCUCCAGGGCAAAUGAUCACAUUGGACAUUACCACAGAUACAUAUCUCGCAGACGUCUUGGAUGUUGUCUGCAAAAAGAGACAACUUGACAAGGCUAACCAUGUCCUCAAGCUUACCGGUUCAGGAACUGUAGUUUUGCUUGACCGAACGGUAGAGUCGAUCGGAAACCGUGCAGAUCUGGACCUGUACCGCCGAAGAUUUGCAACCGAUGGGCCGUUGACAAUGUCAGGGUCACCAAGUAGCUCGUCGCCCAAGAUGCCGAUGAUGGUAGACCGUCCGGAAUUCCGCAAAGUUAGGAAAGGCCAGAUGCUCGGAGCACAUCCUCUGGCGCAAGAAACUGUGAAGCAAGAUGAGCUUGGAAACUCUAACUAUAGAAAGUACACAGUGUGGCGAAAGCAACCAAUGAGAUUCGUCGGUAUGAAUGAACGGGUGCUAGCUAUAGAUGGCGAGUAUCUACAUAUCAUGCCAGUAUCAACCGGCAAAACAAUGUUUGAAGGGCAAGGGAAGACAACUACGGUUCACUUUAGCAAUGUUGUUGGUUGCAAAGUGAUGCGGAGGCAUCCGAAUAAUUUCAAAGUCAUCGUAUACAAAACAACCGAGACCAAGCGAUAUGAUUUCGAAGCAAAGAGCGUCGACGAGGCCGCAGAGAUUGUCUUCGAAAUCAAGAAAGGCGUGUCGCCAUACCAUAAUUAG
This is a messenger RNA of Venustampulla echinocandica, 2430 nucleotides long. RefSeq lists its product as uncharacterized. Gene Ontology annotation, cellular component: cytoplasm; plasma membrane; TORC2 complex. The record is from RefSeq and is a predicted model, not a curated record. Gene Ontology annotation, molecular function: phosphatidylinositol-4,5-bisphosphate binding. Lineage: Eukaryota; Fungi; Ascomycota; Leotiomycetes; Helotiales; Pleuroascaceae. The transcript has 3 exons. Gene Ontology annotation, biological process: TORC2 signaling. The coding region runs from base 1 to 2430 and encodes 809 amino acids.